ACGAUUUUGAUGUUUUUCCAUUUAAAGCGCUUAGAAUCUUUUAACAUUGUUCCCGAGACAUUCAUAAACACAUCUAACUGUACUACAAAGGAAGAUAAUAAUUACGAUAUUUUUUAUUAUCUUAUGAGCACCACCUAUUUUGAUGUUUACAUUUGCUAUUUCAGUUAGUUUUCAAAGCUUGGCUUAAUAGUUUUACCAGAUGGGAAACAAACUGAAUCUCUACAAUACAUUUCUCAAUAAUGAAUUAAUUUGGUAAAUCAGUCGAUAUGGCUUUGGUUAAUAAUCAUUUUUAUUGUGAUAAGAACAGUGCUGCGCAGGUUUAUGAGUGUUGUUGGUUUGACAUGGGUCAAAGUGCGUUUCGGGAUACACACAUUGAAUGUACCUUACAAGUAUUUUUCAGCUGAUGCACAUUUUGACUUCAUUUGUUAAUUCAUACUCCUGGGAAGGGAGGCUCCCAGAACGCCGAGUCAGAGCAGCCUAGCACGGACCUCAACCACGAUCAAACACCAGAUCAUACAUCAGAGGGCUUCAUCUGUCCUCAGUGCAUGAAGUCUCUCAACUCUGCAGAGGAGCUUUGUAAACACUAUGAGUUGUUCCACGACACCGGAGACCUCCCUGCUCAUGUGGCCCCCACUCGUGAAGACCUCACUAUGCUGCGGCAAGAGGUGCAGGACCUGCAUGCUUCUCUCAAGGAGGAGCGGUGGUUCUCUGGAGAACUAAAGAAGGAACUAGACAAAGUGCAAGGACAUUUGCAGCAGAAUGAUGGACCGGUGAGCUCGGAUGAUUCAGUUCUUGAAAGGAAGCUGGUUGAAUCUGAGACGGAGAAGUUCAACAUUAAACAGAUGAAAGACCUGUUUGAGCAGAAGGCUGCCCAGCUGGCUACAGAGAUAGUAGACCUGAAGUCUCGAUACGAUGAGGAGAAAAGCCUGAGGGAAGCUGCUGAUCAGAGGCUUGCUAAGUUGAGCGAACAUCUGCAAAAAGGGAAGCAGGAGAACGAGAGACUCCAAACAGAACUGCUUCAGCGGCCGGGAGUGGAGGAUGUGGAGGUUCUGCAGAAGGAGCUGGUUCAGGUGCAAACUCUGAUGGACCAUACGACUCGUGAGAAGGAGGAGGAGUCCAAACGCCUCAGAAACCAUUGUGCUGAGCUACAGGCUAACUACGCUACCUCAGAGAAGACAAUCUCCCAACUCAAAGCAGAGCUGGAAAAAGGUCCACAGGAAGUGGCCGUCUACACACAACAGAUCCACCAGCUGCAGAGCAAUCUGAAUAACCUGCAGCAACAAUGUCAGAGUCUGUGUGAAAAGCUCGUGUGUAAAGAGAAGGAAUAUCAAGAUCUGCAGGAGCGUCUGGGAGCUGAGAAAGCUGCAAAGAAGGGAGUCCAAGAUAGCCUGAGGGAGAGGGAGUCUGAGGUUCAGGAGCUCCAGGCCCGGGCCACGGGGACAGAAACCUCUCUUCAGAAGGCCCAGACUGAGCUCACAGAGAGGACUGAGGAGGUGGCCAAGCUGAAGAAUGAGAUCAGUGAGCUGGAGGUGAAGAACGCUGAGCUGAAGGUGGAGAGGAAACAACUGGAACAGCAGAGGGAAGAAAAGGAAAGCCAAGGUGCUCAGCAGCAGACGGAGAUCGGUCAGCUGCACACCAAACUCCUGGAAGCAGAGAGGCAGGUGGGCGAGCUGCAGGGUCGUCUGAAGGAGCAGAGGCAGCUGUCAGGAGAGAAACUGAAGGAUCGAGAGCAGCAAGCAGCAGACCUGCAGCUCAGACUUUCCCGUGCUGAAGAACAACUGAAGGAGAGCUCCAGUAAGAACACAGACCUGCAGCACCAGCUGGAGAAAGCCAAGCAGCAGCACCAGGAGCUGCAGGCACUGCAGCAAAACACCAACGGGAAACUCCGGGAGGCACAGAACGACCUGGAGCAGGUGUUGCGUCAGAUCGGCGAUAAAGACCAGAAGAUCCAGAACCUGGAAGCUCUGCUUCAGAAGAGUAAGGAUAUUGUGAGUCAGCUGGAAGUUGAGAGAGAGGACUUAUGUGCCAAAAUCCAGGCUGGGGAGGGAGAAUCGGCUGUCCUUAACCAGCUCAAAGAGAAGAACCAUGCACUGCAGGAACAGGUGACACAGUUGACUGACAAGCUGAAGAACCAAUCAGAAAGCAACAAACAAGCCCAGGACAACCUCCACAAGCAGGUCCAGGAGCAGAAGACUCUGCUGCGUUCAGCUCAGGACCGAGCUCAGACCCUGGAGACGUCGGUCACUGAGCUCACCGCCCAGCUCACAGACACCAAGGAGAAGGCUUCCCAGCUGGACGCACAGUUGAAGGCCAAAACCGAGUUGCUGCUGUCUGCAGAAGCAGCCAAGGCUGCUCAGAAGGCCAACCUGGAGAACACCCUGGAGGCUGCUCAGCACGCGCUGCAGGACAAACAGCAGGAACUGAAUAAAGUCCAGAAGAAGGUUGAAGAGAAAGUCCAACGGCUCAAAGAGCGACAGGAACAGUGCACGCUGUUGGAAACCAACCUGAAGGAAUGUAAAGACAAACUGCUGGCCUCAGAUCAGCGAGUUGAGCAGCUGGAGGGGCUCAGUAAGAAACUGGAGUCCCAGGUAGCGGAGGUUCAAAGCACACGGGAUCAGGUUCAGCAGGAGGUUCAGAACCUCCAGAAGGAAAACUGGGACGUCAAACGGAAAGCCAAGGAGCUGCAGCGCUCCCUGGAAACUGAGAAGGAAGGAGCUAAGAGUCUACAAGAGGAAUUAAAGAAAACGGCUGCUGGUUUGAGCGACGUUCAGCAGCAGCUGGAGCGCCGUGAGCAGGAGAUGGCUGCUCUGAAGGUGAAUCUGGACAAGGUGACCCAGGAAGGAGCGACUCGGAAGGCAGACCUGGACAGGAAAACUCAGAGCCUGAUGACGGAGCUGCAAAAAGCUCAACAGGAGAAGGAAGCUCGGGGGAAGGAGCUCGCUGCUGCACAGGAGAGAUUAGAACAGGCAAAUAAAGCCCUGAAGGAGAGUCGGACUCAGCUGGAGAACCACAAGGCAGUGACGGAGGAGAAGGAAAAGUCCAGUGAGAAGACUAAACAAGAGCUUUUAAAAAGUAAGGAGUCCAUCACUAAAGACUUGAAGGUAUCUCAGGAGCAGCUGGAGCAGAUGAGAGAGGCAGAGAAGAAGUUGAAAGUGCAGCUGGCGUCUCUGGACCAGCAGCUUUCAAAGACCCGAGAGACGCUGAAGGAAAAAGAGACAGAGUUGGAGAAAACGAGUGUCCAGCUCAGGACGGUUCAGGGGUCCCUAGAAGAGGAGGCUAAGAAGCUUAGGGGCCGAGUGACGGAGCUACAGGAAGUCAGUGUGAAGAAAGCAGAAGAGGAGAGCAAACUGAAGGCUCUGGUGUUGGAGCUAAGCCAGGAGGUGGAAUCCGGGAAGAGCCGGACAGCCGAGCUGCAGAAGACAUUAGAGCAAAAUCAGGAAACUUUUACCAAACUUCAGUCUGACUUCUACGGCAAAGAGUCUGAGGUUUCAGCUCUGCGUCAAGACCUCAAGACUUCAGAGGACAAACUGAAUCUGGCCCAGGAGGAGCUGGUUGCUAAUCGGACCCAUCAGACUGCUUUGGAGGCUCAGAUCCAGGAGCUGAAAGUGGGCCGCAGCUCGUUGGAACAAGAGGUCUCCAAACGAGGUCAGAAGCUGCAACAGCAGGAGCAAACUGUGAAAGAGCUGCAGAAGCAAGAGAGUCAGGUUAAGGAGGAACUGAGGAAGGAGAGGAGCAAAGUGGAGGAGCUGAACAAAGCCAAGAGUGUGCUGGAAAAAAAUAAUACGAAACUAGCUUCAGAGUUUAAAACGCUUGCAGAGAAGAGCGAGAAGGAGCUGGGCGAGCUGCAGGAAGCCAAACAGCUGCUGAUCCAGCAGAAACUGGAGCUGCAGGGUCAGGUGGAGUCGGCACAGGGAGCCCUCAAGCAGGAGCAGAAGGAGCACCAGACCACCAGGGACAGCAGGAGCAAGAGGGAGGAGCAGCUCCACGCCAAAACAAAGGAAGUCCAGGAUCAGCUGUUGGCAGAGAAGCGAAGCAGAGAAGAGCUGGUGAAGCAGAGCGAAGAGGCCGAAGCUAAGCUGAGCGUUCAGGUGACGGCUCUGAAUGAAAACAUGGCCACGAUGAAGAGGGAAUGGCAGAGCAGCCAGAGGAGGGUGGGCGAACUGGAGAAGCAGACGGAUGAGCUGAGAGGAGAAAUCGCUGUGCUGGAGGCGACGGUCCAGAACAACCAGGACGAGCGACGGGCUCUCCUGGAGAGGUGUGUAAAAGGUGAAGGUGAGAUCGAGAAGCUGCAGGCCAAAGUGGUGGAUCUCAGGAGGAAGCUGGACGACACGACGGCAGCCAUGCAGGAGCUGGGCAGGGAGAACCAGUCGCUCCAGAUCAAACAGUGUCAGAGUCUGACCAGGAAGUGGGCCGAGGACCACGAGGUGCAGAACUGCAUGGCCUGUGGGAAAGGCUUCACCGUCACGGUCAGGAAGCACCACUGUCGACACUGCGGUAACAUUUUCUGCGCCGAGUGCUCAUCGAGGAACGCCUUGACGCCAUCGUCCAAGAAGCCAGUACGGGUGUGUGAGACAUGUUUCGAGGAGCUCCAAGGCUGAUUUUAUAAAAAUAGAGAAAAAAAAUUCACUCAUCUCAUCACCUUAACUCCCUCUCCUUUAACUCCUAUUCCAAUAAGCAGAAAAGGGCAUGUUAAUGUGCACUAGAAGGAGAAACCAAGUGGUCCCCCCUGGGCUCUGGUGUUUAUCGCUGAGGGGAUUCCUGACAUGGGAGCAGUUGGGAUUGUCUGUUUCUGUUUUUGUGCCUUUUGCUACUCCUGUGGACUGCCAGAGAGCGAACACUGAGAUAACCAAUCAUCUCUUUGCAUCCGUCAUUAGCAGAUGGUAUUAUAUGUUUGCACAAGUUCAUAACAGAACUUGUGCCCUGCAAAGGUGAAAGCAAGUAACUUUAUUAAAAUUUGUACAAAGCGCUUUGUUUGUUAAUCCGAAACUAGAAGUGAAAUCUGUUUUUUUGCGCACACCUUUUGAGAUCAACGCCAAAUUCUAUGUAAAUGUUGUGACUCUGACUUGCUAAAGUAUAUUUGUUCGAAUGGAAGGUGUUUAAUUAUCAUGAAAUGUUCGGUCUGAUUUUUAUGUAAAACAAGGAGGUUAUUUUUUAUGUUUUAAGUUUAGAGAAGUGGAGAAUUUAAAACGAACACAAGAACAGCCCUAAAGAAAACCAUCCAUCAUCCCAUUCACCAGCUGUUUUCUGUACAAGCUAAACGAGUUACUGCCUUGUUCCCUUUGUGUGGCAGACGGUUUUUCUUUUGUCUGUUUCUUUUUUUUGUGUGUGUGCAGAAAUUCAUUUAUUCGGUCUGUUUCAUGACCAAAGAAUGUAUGCAGCUCAACUCCCGCUGAGGUGAAAGUUCAGAGUUUGUCACAUUUCAGUAUUUAAAUUUUGCCUGAACGUUUAAGCGUUUUAGUCACAGGUUGGGAUGUUUUUAUCUCCAGAAACGACACGUGUGGUGAUCAGUUUUUAUGUGUGAAGGCGUUCUUUUUCUGUGUUUUCUACAAAUCGUGGUGCUUUUUAGCCAUUGAAGGGGUCUGCAUGUUGAGUUUACAGUCUACCUGUUGAAGCUGUGUGUGUGUGUGUGCAUGUGUGUGUGAACGUUAGCUCAGAGGACUUUGUUGCUGCUUUCAGGUACUGCGGUUACUUUCAGAGUUUUUGUCCAGAUGUAAACACUGUAAGAGUAGUUUCCUGCUUUGUUUAAUUUAUAUGUGUGGACAGAAAAUGAGACGAACUCUUGUGCAAUAGUCUGCAGACUGGAGCGGGUGGGAACACUGUAAGCCAGACUAUGCACACUGUUCUGCAGCUUGUUUCAGAUGUCAUGCAUUUAGCGCUUUGUGUUCGUUCCCUCAUCACUGAAGAAUGUCCAUUUCACUUUUAAUUUCUCAAAAAAAAAAAAAAAGACACACCCGUUUGUUUUUUUAGCUGAAUUGGUUCCUUCUACCUCAGGUUGGCAGAGAAAAAGCACUACUUUAAAAUUUUAGACGUCACAAAUGUACAUUACUGUUCAAAGCUCUCCAGCCGUCACUCAUUUUCUUCAUCUGUGGUUCUUCAGGGUUUUUUUUUUGGACUUAGAGUUAAAAGCACCAGCCCUACUUGACCUUCCUCCAAACAUCUCUAUCCUACAGAGACACUGCUGAUGUCCUGAUGCUGCAGCUGGAUCAGCUUUAUUAUGCUGGCACACACACGUCCAAACUUGACAAAUGGGGUCUUUACAUGUUUUGUUUUAGUUAAAUCUGAAAAAUACCAAAAGAUUUUGACCUAAAUGAGGAUUUUAGCUUCAUUAGGAUCCGUUAAAUGAUAAUGAAGCUUGAGAAAACCUGAAGAAAUAUUGAUCCCAAAUAAAAAGUGACCGGAGACUUUUGCACGGGGCUGUACCCUUGCCUCUAUCAGAUUUAGGCUUUCUGACUGAUCUCUGAAUUGUAGAUAAAUGAUUUGCACCUUAUCUUCUUCUGGUCUCGUCUGUGUGCAAGACGCCAACUUUUUACUCGCUUCAGCAUUUCCAGCUCUUUAAUACUAAACGCCGUCAGAUCUAUCUUUGUAAAUGUUUGUAACGGGAGAGAUAAAUUGCAUAUUUGUGGCCGUAGAAACGUGUCAACAGUGUAACUGUGUUUGGAUUUAUCAGUGUCUUAACUCAUUUUUACAAAAUGAUUACGCAUACGUGCAAAUGCUCAGCUUGAUUUGUGUUGCUGUCAUUACAUCACACAUGAUGACUUCUAACAGGCUCACGUGCUUUCUCCGUGUUCGGCCAUCACAUUGGGGGAAGGUGUGCCUUAGGCCGGGAUCCUGCACGCCGCUGUGAGCGGAGACCGGGCGUCACCGGUUUGUGAGACUUCAGUUGACCUGAAGGGGGAGGGAACUAAUGUCAUUAAUGCACCACUUGAUUUUCUUAUUGUCAUGAAGAAUUUAAAUAAAAACCUGCAGUAUGUUUCUA
Messenger RNA from Nothobranchius furzeri (turquoise killifish), 6976 nucleotides. NCBI's taxonomy places the organism in Eukaryota, Metazoa, Chordata, Actinopteri, Cyprinodontiformes, Nothobranchiidae. The record is from RefSeq and is a predicted model, not a curated record.